This is a messenger RNA of Paramuricea clavata, 3812 nucleotides long. The record is from the annotation of a GenBank genome assembly. NCBI's taxonomy places the organism in Eukaryota, Metazoa, Cnidaria, Anthozoa, Malacalcyonacea, Plexauridae.
UUCGCAGAUGGGAGUGUUGAGCGCCUGUUGUCGGAAAUUGACUUUUUAGUGUCUUAUGGUAUCAGCAAAGGAAUAACUCCUCCACGAAGUCCAAAACUAUGUAAGUACCUGUAGUAUGCUUAUUUAAGUCCAUUAUAAUUUUAAGAGUAGACCAUUAAUUAAGUUGCAAGACCCUCCUCCUCUUGACAAGCUGGAAGACUCUCUGGCUAAAGACAGACUGAAUGAGUAAUUAAAGUAUCUUAAAUAAAUGGCACAUUGCCAGUCAAUGGGUUCAUUGUAGAAGUACUAACCUUUUUACUUGCAAUAUCUCUAGGGGAGAGUCUUGUCACUAAAUGGACAUGGCGAUAAAUUGUGGACAUUAGGGGGCAGAGCUUAACUGCUUAAGUAUUAUAUAUUCUGCCUUCAUAAAUGUCUUGGUUUCCAUCAGUGGCUUAUACCACUUUUUUAACCACUCAGGAUUAUUUAUUGGAUGGUUGAACCCCCAUUCAUAAUUUCAUAAGAAUUUUUAGCUGGUCUGGGCAAACAGAAACGCUAGACAUCCGAAAAAUUUCAGUGUAAUUUAUUAUGUUUUGCUCGAUUGACCCAUCUGACCUUUGUGCAAAAAAUUAUAUACCCACUUUAACCUGUAUCUGAAGUCUUCAUGCCGACAAUGUUUAUAAACCAGACACAGUACUAAAAUGCGGUGCCCUGCAAAAAAAAUUUCUGGCGUUUCGCCUACAAGUAAACUUAUAUAAAAUAAUACGCUAGAUGGGGCCCCUAGAUUCCUCCUGUUGGCUAAUACAUGAAGUUUCUAGUGAGGGAAAAGUGAGCGCGCGAGGAGCCGAGGACCCACCAUCGAAUUUUUAUCGAAUUUCUAAAGCUUUUUCAUGUGACGUCUAAUGUUACGCUUACAUUUGUUUUGGACUUUGGCCACUGUCAGUUAUAUAUUUUUUAUAAAGUUUUCGUUUCUUAGUGUGAUAAAUCUGUGUAUAUAGUCUAUAUAAUGUGGUAAAUGCACCUAGCAGGUAUGACUUGACAGACUUGAUAUGAAAUCAGAUCUUAAUUUACCUGUAUGUCAAUGAGACGCACAUGUUUAAUAUCUGUCACCUCUGAUUGCCCUUUAACCCCUGGUCUUUGCUACUUCAAUAUAUAUUGCUUCUUGUCCUUCUUUUCAGUUCCAUUCACAGCUCACUAGUCGCUGCGAGUAAUCACUGUUCUUGAUAUAAUUUGUGCUCUUUACUGUGGUUCUAUUUGCUUUUAAUGCCCGCAGCAAUCCCUACCUUGCAGGUACCCUAGUUUAAUAUUUAGCACGCUACAUUCUUCUGUCGGCCGCUAGUUGGUCCGUACGUUAGGGUCGAAACUGCGUUUUAAAGCCUUCAAAAUAAAAUAUUUUGGGCUCAAAAUACUAUCAAAAUGAAGAGAAAAGUGAGACGAAUCCACUGGCAUACGGCCGAAAACGAGAAAAUCCAACAAUUCCGAAGUUAUCAAGGAUCAAACGGACUGCAUUUUUAAUUAGUUUAGUAAUUUUGAGCGAUUUGUAAACAAUACAAUUUCGCUUAUUAAAACUGGACAUUAAAAGCUUCAAAAUAUAAUAUUUUGUGCUCAAACUACUAACAAAAUAAAGAGAAAAGUGAGACGAAUCCACUGGUAUUCGGCCGAAAAAGUGAAAACCAACAAUACGAAAGUUAUCAAGGUCAAAUGUAUUGCACUUUUAAUUAGUUUAAUAAUUUUGAGCGAUUUGUGAACAAUACAAUUUCGCUUGUCUUUCAAAGGCCAUAAAUCGCUAGAAUACUGUAGUUUAGUAAUACAUUUGACAUCUGUGAGUAUAAUUUCUUACACUGAAUCGGUGGUAUUUUUGUCCUUAUUGGGCGCAUAAAACCAGAGAUAAGACGCAGCAAAAAGUCAAUCGUGAGAGUUCGAGUUGUAAUUCGAAAGAAAACUUUCCUCGAAAAAAGGAAUUCGGAAAACGUGAAGGAUUAUUUUGAGCGGCUUUUCUCUUUCAAAGGCGACAAAUACCUAGAAUAGAAGUCAAUUUUGAAAUCAAUUUUCCAUCCGUAAACACAACUUUUCACGCUGAUUCGAACAGUGGUAUUUUUGUCCUUGUUUGACGCAUAAAACCAAAGAUAAAGCUGAGCAAACUGUCGAUCAUCAUGAGUGUACACGAUUAAUAAUAAUUAAUAAAUUCCGAGCACGUGCAAGGAAUUUUUGGUAGGCGAUUAAGGAAACGUAUUGAUGCGAACAAACUAACAAACAAACAAACAAACAAACAAACAAACAAACAAACAAACAAACAAACAAACAAACAAACAAACAAACAAACAAACAAACAAACAAACAAACAAACAAACAAACAAACAAACAAACAAACAAACUAACAAACUCACAGGCAGAAUAUAAUGCGGUGCCAAAAAUGGCACGGGCACCGCAAUAUAUAAAAUUUUGUUGCCUAGAAACUAUAAGGCAUGUUUACAAAGCUCUUCUUUGGCAGAGGCAUCUUUAAAGCAUACAAAAUGGAGGAAUAUUUUGAAGAAGGACGACCAACUUUGGUUUGUUUAUGUUCAUGCACCUUUUAGGCAAGUUUCAGUGCCCGGUGUAGAAUUUCACGGUUAAAAUACAUCGAGAUUGCACCAAAAUUAUGUUAAAAUAUCAAGCCACGUAUUAAUCACAGAGAUUUCACAUGAAUGGUCCCUAGAAACACAUAUUGUAUUGACAAGCCAAACUAUAUCCAACAUUUUGCGUCCGUAGCUCAGAAGAGUAAGAAAAUCGGAAUUCGUCGUCGCUCGCUUGAGAUAUGUUGCCUAUUGCGCUAUAUAUUUUACUUUACGCUUGCUUUGAAGAUAAAUGUCGUGAUACCGAAUAAGAUUUCUAUAUCAUCAUAUUAUAAUGGGUCGUUCCAGAAAAGAUCCAGACUCCCCCCACGGAGGAAAUUUCUGCCGUCCGGAGGGGGAGGGGAGAAAAAAUUGUUUCUGAUAAUAGUAAAUGUAUUAGGACAUCCGAAGGGGGUAGGGGGGAGGGUUAACUUCCAAUUUCCUCCGUGGGGGUGGAAUGGAUGUUUUGUGGAAUGACCCAAUUUUUGCUAUAUAAAUCUCUAAUAUUAUGGUGGCCAUUUUGUUUACAAGUCCAAGCGGUUAAUGCGCAUGCAUGUCCACAAUUUCUCGCCAUGAUAAAUAUUUUCCCCAAUUUCUCUUGCUGACCCAUUGACUGGAAUUAUACAUUCUCUACUUUGCUAUUUUAUUCUCAUGCACGGUUUCAAGAAUCCCCCCUUGACAGGUAAAAUUAUCUGCAUGUCUUUCUAUAGACAGAGUAAAAGAAAAAAAUCUAGCACAUUGCCAACCAAUAAGUUAACAGAAAUACAGAAAUAUCGAUCUGCCAAACUCUCCUGCAAAGCCCCAGAAGGUCCAGAUUAAUUCACUUUUCCAGCGCUGUUAAUAUUAAUAAACAAAAUAUUUGUAUUGUUUGGCAGAUGUAAAAAUGGUACAUAUCAAGAUUGAAGAAGAUUUCCGCUAUAUUUCCAAGACCGAAGUCGUCAAAAAAAUGAUUGAACUAGUUCAUGAAUUGCAGGUAGGCCCCUAAUGAUCUAUUUUAGUGUAUCUACGCUAGCAUGUGUAUUCUUAUACUUCAGAAACACCACAAAGUCAAAGAUCCUUUCAGAUAGAUUGGUCUAAAUAAUUGUGUAUAAUGUUUCUUUUGUUUUUACUUUUUAGGACCAUGAAUGUCCAAAUUCCGUUUGUCAGAAACAAAUUGGCAAUCUUCCUGUCAUCCUGAUUGAUCAGGAAAGUAUAUAUCUCAUUGUUGGAAAACACGUUUUGCUGCGUGCCGAUGUUGGUAAAUAG